Molecule: messenger RNA, 6328 nt
Organism: Choloepus didactylus (southern two-toed sloth)
Lineage: Eukaryota; Metazoa; Chordata; Mammalia; Pilosa; Megalonychidae
Gene: ZDHHC23
Product: zinc finger DHHC-type palmitoyltransferase 23
Exons: 5
Coding region: 706-2013 (435 amino acids)
Biological process (GO): peptidyl-L-cysteine S-palmitoylation; protein targeting to membrane
Cellular component (GO): Golgi apparatus; endoplasmic reticulum
Molecular function (GO): protein-cysteine S-palmitoyltransferase activity
Source: RefSeq, a predicted model, not a curated record
CCCCAACGCCUGCUACCGGCUUCUGAAAGCAGGCUUGCUGACCCACAGGUCUCACGGAGUUCGGAAAUCCUCCCCGUCCCGGGUUUCCCGUAUUUCCGUCUCAGCACCUCCUGCUGCCCAAGGGUUUCAGGGGUUGCCCCGCCCACGCGCCACCCGCAGGCUCCGGCCAGGGCCGGGCGAGAAGUCUGGUGGCCGCCUCGCCCCCAUCUGGGGCGGGGGGUGCCGAAGGUGAAGGGCCGGGCUUGCGUCCCUCCAUCCCGUCCCCCUCCCGGGGACCCGUCUGGCGAGCGACAGGGCCGCAGGCAAGGGAGGAAGGGCCUCGCCGGCGGGCUCGGCGGAUCCCCGGGCGUGGCCGCGGGCGGUGCACGUGCGGGCCGGGAGGGAUCCCCUGCGCCGGAGGCGAGCCACCCGGAAGCUCCCGCGGACCUCCCGGCCCGCCCCCGCCGGCAGGGUGGCGGCCGGGACCGCGCGGGUGUGGGACGCGCCGCCCGGCCGGCGUCGGGCUGGGGUCACAGGUGGACGGCGGUGGGGAGGGUGCGGCCAAGUGGAGCCGGGAUCCCCGAGACUCCAGUCGUCAAGCCCGGAGCCCCGCAGAGCUGAGAUCGGGAAAGGCGUUCGCGCCGCUACAGCAGCCGAUCCUCCUUUCCUCCACCUGGGCCUCUUGGGCGGCGGCCGUACCUCAGACCCGGAGGGCAGGCGCGAAUCAUGACACCAAAGGGCACUAUGAAGCCUGUGAAGAAAAAGAAAACGGAAGAGCCUGAAUUGGAGCCCCUGUGCUGCUGCGAGUACAUAGAUCGAAAUGGGGAAAAGAACCACGUGGCUGCUUGUUUGUGUGAUUGCCAAGAUCUCGAUGAAGGGUGUGACAGAUGGAUUACAUGUAAAUCUUUACAGCCAGAAACUUGUGAAAGAAUCAUGGAUACAAUUUCUGAUCGCCUCCGAAUUCCUUGGCUUCGGGGAGCCAAAAAAGUUAACAUUAGCAUCGUUCCCCCACUCAUCUUACUGCCUGUCUUCCUCCGCGUGGCUUCCUGGCACUUCCUCCUGGGGGUGGUGGUUUUGAUUUCCCUUCCUGUGCUGGCCCUGUGGUACUACUACCUCACUCACAGAAGGAAAGAACAGACUCUGUUUUUCCUGAGCCUCGGACUGUUCUCACUGGGCUACAUGUACUACGUGUUCCUUCAGGAAGUGGUCCCCAGAGGACGUGUGGGGCCCGUCCAGCUGGCUGUUCUCACCUGCGGCUUAGUUCUGAUACUCUUAGCCUUAUACAGAGCCAAGACAAAUCCGGGCUACCUCAGAAAUCCAGCAAGCAACGACAGCUCUGUAAGCAACAGCCAAGUUGAAUACCUGAAUGCAAAAGGACAGGAGAAGACCAAAGGGUUCCCUGGAGCAGAUGUGUCAGGCAGUCUCAACAAUCGAGCCAUGAAGGAUGAACUGAAGGGCUCUUCCAAGAUGGUGGCCGAGAGCCCCACCAGGGUGAAGGAGGACUGGUGUGCCAAGUGCCAGCUGGUGCGACCAGCCCGUGCGUGGCAUUGCCGGAUAUGUGGCAUCUGUGUGAGGAGAAUGGAUCAUCAUUGUGUCUGGAUAAAUAGCUGUGUUGGAGAAUCAAAUCAUCAAGCAUUUAUACUUGCCCUUUCGAUCUUCUUGCUCACCUCGGUGUACGGGAUAACGCUGACCUUGGACACCAUUUGUAGAGACAGAAGUGUCUUCACAGCUCUCUUCUAUUGUCCUGGAGUUUAUGCAAAUCACAGCUUGGCUCUGUCCUUCACCUGCGUGUGGUACUCCGUGAUCAUUACGACGGGCAUGGCCUACAUCUUCCUGAUCCAGCUGAUAAACAUCAGCUACAAUGUGACGGAGCGGGAAGUCCAGCAGGCCCUUCGCCAGAAGACAGGGCGCCGGCUUCUCUGUGGGCUCAUCGUGGACACAGGCCAGUACAAUAGGGGCUUCCUGCGGAACUGGCACCAGUUCUCCACCCUGGGCGCCCAUGCAUUCCACCACCCCGCUGAGGACAUUGUCUGAAGUGCCUUCUGUAUGGCUCUCUGAGGGGCGGCUCUCCCUCUGCUUCCUUCCAUUUUACACUUCAGUGUCCAUGCAGGAUGUUCAUUUUGAUCCCAGUUUCUUAAAGGCACUGUAUGGCCAUGCUCAGGUUUAGAGACUGGACUGGUGAGAAGUUAGUUUCUCUGACUUCAUGACUUAAGUGUAAAAGAAGAGCCAUUUCUUUCCAGUCACCUUAUUAAUUAACUCAAUCCCGAAGAGCUGAAAGGAUGUGGAUUGCUAAUGCCACAAACUGAUAGAAGCAAUUUCCAUUCACUAAUAUGGGAGGAAAGAGUUUUAGAUUAGGAUAGUUUCUAAUCUCUCUUUCAAUCUUAAUAGCCAUGUGACCCUUAGUUUAGUCACUUCCCCAAGUCUCAGGUUCAUCUGUAAAGUGGGGUCCCAGUGCCUACCCUGGCUACCUCACAGAGCAGUCGUGAGGAUCAUGUGAGGGGUGAGGUACGUGAAAAACAUGAAAAAAAAAUAACCAUAUUGAUGUGCAAAGUAGUAGUAUUAGGGAAAUGCUAAGACUGAAGAAAAAUGUUCAUAGGUCAGAAUAUUGAAGCCGAUAUUAUUAGGGUAAUCGCUUUUCAGCAUUUCAGAGUGAGAAAAAGAUCCCCAUAAGCCAUGUCUUACAGUUAUGGGAAUUUCUCUCUCUGAAGUAGUAGACAUUUCCUACUCAAAAAGGAGAGAAGAGCACCAGGUGGAUUUAUGCUACAAGUCGUCAGAUCUUGAAAGGACGAUUGGUAACAGUUAUAAUGCUAAUUAUUGUCAGUAUAAUGUAUGGUGAUUCUGAGUUUAGGUGAUGAGUUCUUAUGUAUUUAUCUUUCUCAUGUAUUUAUUGUUUUGAUUUACUGUAAUUAACUCCAGUUCGCAUUAAUGUUUCUUUCCCUCUUCCCAUGUUUCACCGGGUAAGGUGCUAGCAGUCUUGUGACGAAGGCUAGAAGAGGAGAACAGGCACUCACUCCUAAGGGGAACACUUCACUGUCUUUCCUGGGUAGGGUGGCUGAUUAAUAACAAAAGCUUGAUUUUUUCUUGUUCAAGUAAGUAUUUCAAAUGCUGUCAGUUAUAGCAUGAAAUUGCAAAUAUCAGUCUUCUGGCAUUCACAUAAUUCUGGCAUGAACUUUCUUUGAGGAUUUGAUUGACACAUUCCCACUUAACUUGCACAUUACAUCUCAUUCACCCUUCCCUUUCAGUUCUUCUAAAUAAAAGUAUCUUACUAGGUGACAAGGAAAUGCAUUAUAUGUAGUUUCCACCAGUUUAUGGAUUACUGUUCUUCUGUAGCUCUUUCCCAAAUCACAAAGGUGUUUCUUUAAUCAUGUCUUAAAAUUGCAAAUGUAUAAAAGAUUAAAUAUUUAUAAUAGAAUGGGUCAUUCUGCCAUACAGUUAAGAUGAGGGAAUUUGGGAUGGGGAAAUACCCUCUGGGAUUUGUACAUGCACUUUUUUUGCAACCCCAAAGAUAAUCCAUGAGUCCUUAAAUUUACCUUGUUUUAUAGUUUAGUAUUGGGAAAAUACUGCCAGCUUUUUCUAUCUUUCUGUUUAUGUUUGUUUUAGCAAGAAAUACAGAAAUGUUGAUAGAAAGUACUGCUACUUCCUGCAACCCUGCCCUCUGCAGCUAGCACCAUCCCCUGUCUUGCUUGCCAUUAAUUAGGGCUGCCCUUUACUCAGGCUUGGGAGCUGUCUGUUGUUGCUUCCCCAGAGAAGAAUUGUUUGAUGAACGUUAGCCUCCCUGUCCCCUUGGGACAAGCCAAAAAGCAGCCUGGGGAUGUUAGCAGAGGACAUAGUUUCUACAGUGAUGUCCUCUCCCUGGCCCAGAGUUGAAUAUUCAUUUGGAAUUAAAGUUGGAUCUGAUUAACUAAUUCCUUUUCUGUAUAGGUCUGAGAAGAGAGGUAGCUGUGAUGUCAAGAAACCUAUGGUUGUAGUGUCUCUUAAAUGCCAGAUAUAUAGCCAAUUGACUCUAGCAGUUGAUAAUAAAAAUGUAUAGAAACCUUAAUAUGCUUAGUAAUUUUAGCCUCCUGCCAAAUCUUUAUCAAGGAUCAAAAUGGGAUGUGAUGGAGAAGGCGGCCAAAGUCAUUUGGGAGAAUUAGGGAUGAUCACAGUCUUAACAAUACACCUCUCAUGGGGUUACCUGGAUGAGAUAACUCAGUUUCCCACACGUGGAUAGGGUCUCCUUAUAUAUCAGUCUGGCUUAUUGGAAUUAUGAUGCUUAUUUUAAGUUCCUUGAGAACUCAAGAUUGGCAGUUUACAGAAGAUAACCAAGAACUGACAAAAGAUCAAUUGUUUUGUGGAGUAAAAUCCUACAGAAUCGUCUGUACCAAAAGGAGCAGAAAACAAAGGGCUAUCCAGGAGUAGUGCUUUUGUAACUUCUAGGACAUCCUUGCUCUGUGCCGUUAAGACUUUGAGCCCUUUUAUGAUCUGGAACUACUUGAGGGAUUUCAUUAUAGGCGUUGGCUCUCUCUGGAGAGCAGAAGAAUUUAUUGUGGAUCCUUUUCAAGGACAAGGCCUUUAUGAACUAGAAGCAUAUGAGUGGGAGGAUUGUCCUGUGAACCUAUAAACCAGCAGUCCCUUGGCCAUGGGAGCAAGCCCCUGGAACGUGAUUCCAGACAAGCAGGUCCCUUUAUCUUGCCCCACAUCCUUGGCCUCUGUUUAAUCAAUAUAUUGGAUAUAAAGCUCAGUAAAUGACCAUCUGUAUUCUGGGGAAGAGAAAUAGAUCCACUUGAAAGAUUCAAGGGGGAAAUAGUUAAGGAUCAGGAUUGCACAAAAAAGAGAAGUCCUUCAAUAUUUAAAAUGUUUCUUAUGACACCCAAAGAGUACUUUAUGGCUCAGUGUAGCCCACCCUGAAAUGAACUGCCCAUUGACAAUGCUCCUUUGGUAGGUUACUCCAAUGCUGCCAAAGUUAAGGCCUUAAACAUGUUUAAGGGAAAAUGUGUUGUGUGUUUCACUUCAGCCUCAUAUGUGUUUGUGUUUGGGAUAUUGUAAAUUUUUGCCAUCCAAAUAGUGUUUUGUUUGGUAAAUGAAAUAAUUGUUGUCUUCCAUUGUACCAUCUGCCUAGAAGAAAGAUUACUAUAAACUUUCUCUUAUGCAAUAGUCUUUGGUAUUUCUAAUAUUUUUAGCAAGAGAAAAUUUUCUAUACUAGAAUCUUCCACUGCCAGAAAACACAAUGCCAAUAAGGGUCUACAUAAUACUGACCAUUUACUUAGACUUUAUUUCCUUUGGGUACGGGACAUUUGUUUUUUUAUUAUAAAGCUUAACUAGUGUAAGCAAAAAUAAGACAUCUAGAAGCACAGUUUUAACCAGGAUGUUUAAAAAUUAACAUUUUGUGAGGUAUAAGGGUCUCUUUAAACAGGGUACGUAAGUUUCUAUGGACUUGUUUUAUUUUAGCCAUAUCUCUGCAAUUUGAAAGUGAGAAUUUCCUCAAACAAGCAAUGGAUUAUAGAGAACUUCACUUUAGGCAUCUGUUUGCAAUCUGAUUUUCUCAUUGGGAGCUUGACAAGUAUGCCGUUUUAUAUUAAAAAUUGUAAAGGGGAUGGAAGGGGAGCAUGAGAGCCAUGCUUAUCUUAAUCCUGAAUAAAAUUCAGUAUGUUCCUGUGGAUGUUUGCUGUGAUUAAUGUAACCUUUUUGCAAAAUCAGCUAAAUGCAAGCCUGUUGCUAAUGGACGAUUAUUUACACGUCAUGGGGCACUAAGUGUUUCACUGUAGUGUCAGCAACAGGCCAAAGACUUGAUUACUGGGGAGACAAAUUUCUUAGGGCUUGUGACUAAUUACUACAUUAGCCUUCCCUGUGGCACCCUGCACCUCUAGAAAAUCACACUUCAGAAGCAAGGCUUUAAAACCAGACCUAAUCUAGUCUAGUUAAUGAUGCAACUAAAAUUCUUAUUUCUUCAGAUGGAGCCACUGAAAAGGUGCCCAUGGUAUAAGCUUGCAGGCUCAAGUCAUGAUCCUAUGUUGGAUGGUUUGAUGGUAUGAGCUGUUAGGGCUUUUAAGCCUUUUCAUUUGAUUACAUUUCUGAGUUUGAUGUUAGACUAAAGGAAAUCCAGGAAUACUUCUUUAUGAUUAAAUUAGUAUUUAAUACUUAAUAUUAACUGGCCCAGCAAUAUUAGAGGAAUUUCUGAAGCUAACUCGGGAGGCUGUGUGCUAAACAUUUUGCACUGUUUUUGUACUUGUAUUCAUAUCCUCUUAUCACCUCAGAUCCAGACACAAGGCCUUUUAAAUGGCGAUUUAAAAAAUUUCUGCUAUUUAUGUAAAAUAAUGUACUGUGACCAAGUUGUUUAAAUGGAAAAUAAAGUGCUUUCUUUAAAGGAAAA